Molecule: messenger RNA, 360 nt
Organism: Sphaeroforma arctica JP610
Lineage: Eukaryota; Ichthyosporea; Ichthyophonida
Exons: 1
Coding region: 1-360 (119 amino acids)
Source: RefSeq, a predicted model, not a curated record
AUGGGGCGACCAGUAAGAGCAGCCCGACAGAAGGCGAUAGAGAGAGUACAGUCUAAAAGUAGACAAGACAAUCAGAAUGUAUUCGACUCAGGUAGUGAUGAGGGGGGUGAUCUCACUGGGAUACUGCCAUCCGAAACUGACAGCGAUUCCGACAGGUACGCCAACAGCGACGAUGAAUACAAGAUAUCUAAAGAAGAGAAGCUUGAGUUAGAACGAGAGGAUGACGAAGAGGUAUUGGAUAGCAUGGAUGACGAAGUAAGUGAAAGCGAGUUGCAUGAGGUUAGGAAGAGAUCUCGCAAGAUUGUCAAGGGGAAAGAUGCGGAAGUUGAUGUGGGGGAAGGUGAUUCCGACGAGGUAUGA